Messenger RNA from Maniola jurtina (meadow brown), 558 nucleotides. RefSeq lists its product as uncharacterized. The transcript is spliced from 3 exons. NCBI's taxonomy places the organism in Eukaryota, Metazoa, Arthropoda, Insecta, Lepidoptera, Nymphalidae. The record is from RefSeq and is a predicted model, not a curated record. The coding region runs from base 50 to 556 and encodes 168 amino acids.
CAGUGAAAGGAGUGUGAGGCAAAGAACUUCACUUAUUUAUUUAAAAAAAAUGUUAAGUGCUAGUUUAUUUUUAAGCUGUGUUGUGCUUACUCAAGCUUUUUUCUUAUUUGGAGACGACGAGCCAUUAUUAUUCUGCAUAAAAAUCUGCCCUUUGUAUUGUUCGCCGAGGAGACGACGUGAUGUUGACUCAUCAUCCCUCAUUCACCGACGACGACGAUUUAUAGAGCAUUCACCGUACAUUCCGUACAACGAGGGCUAUGAAGACCACGGACACCACGAAGGACACGAAUAUCGCGAAGGCUAUGAAGACCACGUACACUACGAUGGACACGAAUACCACGACGGCCAUGAAUACCACGAAGGCCACGAGUACCUUGCCGACUACGAAGUCGUACCAUACCACUUUGACCCGUACUACUUCUGCAAGCCUCAUAAAUUUACCACUACCACACCAGCCCCAACAACAAUGAAAACCACUACUACUGAAGGGCCCACAGGAAUAUGCAUGAUAUGCAUGAGGAAAUGCACUAAGUAUCCAAAAGCGAAGAAAAGCUAAAC